UUCAUCGAAAUGUUAUCGAGACUAGCAUUAAUAUUGGGUGUCUCGGUGGCCCUAGCUGGUGCUGCUAUCGAGCUCAAUCCCAGCAGACCGCUUCUGUUUGGAACCCACCGACUCAUUCCACGUGCACCCGCUAAGCUGGAAGACAACGAAACCGGGCAUGGGGCCGUAUGGAAUCAAUUGCAGGUGCGCCAAAGUCAAACCAACCCUCAGAAUCGGAACUCUUUCCCAAUUCGGUACGUAUCGAACGACCAGCACUAUAGACGUGGCGGACCGCUGUUCCUGUUCAUUGGAGGACCCUGGGAACUGCAGGAACAUCUAGUGGAGCAGGGGCACUUCUUUGAUAUUGCUAAGAAUAUGAGCGCGUAUUUGGUCGCCAAUGAGCUACGCUACUACGGAGAAAGCAUACCGGCUGAAAAUGCUACACGACUGAAUCUACGCUAUCUAGCUCUUGCUCAUAUUUUACCGGACAUUGCGAAUCUGAUUACCCAUCUUAUGUAUGAAGUUCUGCGUGAUCCUGGUGCAACAGUUAUUCUGGCCGGUGUUGGUUUCUCCGCUUCGAUUGCGCAGUGGACUCGUCAACGUUAUCAACAUCUGGUACAAGGUGUGUGGUCAUCGAGCGGUAUGGUAAAGGCGAGUACCAAUUUUGUAGAAUUUACUGAAGUAGUCGGGGAAAACAUUCGUCGUUUUGGAAGUGACGAAUGCUACAAUGCUAUUUGGCAAGGAUUUCGAGUUGCCGAAAAUCUCAUAGAUGCAGGGUUAUCGACUACCUUGGACAACCUCUUCGACGUUUGCAAUCCGAUCAAGAGCGACGAUCCAGUCGAUGUGGAAGCUUUUCUUAAUGGAAUAUUUAACGAAAUAUCUUUACAAGCAGUGGAUAUCGAUCUCCGUGAAAACAUUGAUCGAAUGUGUCAGAUAUUGACAGACCCCGAAAAAAACAAUUCUCUCACUGCUUUGUCCAACUGGUUAACUGGACUGUUUCCGGAUGCUGAGUGUCUCGUGAUGGAUUUCGAAAGUAUCACUGAAGCAUACCAAGUUACUGACUGGCAGGAUGAAAUGCUUCGUAAUGGAGAACGCCAAUGGCUGUAUCAUCGGUGCACUGCCUUAGGGUGGCCGCUAACUAGUAGUUCACCAUACCAACCUUUCGGACGACGCAUCAGUCCCGAUCUGUUCAUGCAGAUCUGUGAGCGUGUCUUCAAUGACUGGCUUACGCCUGAUGUGUUUAGAGCUUUGGUACGAGAUACUAACAUUUUCUGGGGCGGAGGUCGUCCAGAUGUUCAACGCGUUUAUCACACACACGGUUCACUGGAUCCAUGGCGCUACGCCGGUGUAUAUUUUGCAUAUGGUAACUCGUAUUCUAGAGUUAUUUGGAACGCUACUCACGGUGAAGAUUUAGCGUCGAUUUCGGAAGAUGAUUCGUACGCUCUCAGACUUGCCAAGGAACGUGUCGCACAGGAAAUUCGCCGUUGGGUGUAUCAGAGCUCUGGCCCGCCACUUCCACCACCACCACCACCACCACCAUCAUCACCAGCAGGUCUGGGUCUACUGUAAAAGUUUGAUAGGAAAUGUUUUAUUCAAAAGAAAUUUUUGAACAUGAUUUUUGUAAACCAUGCUUAUAAUGGAAAUCUAUCCAA
Messenger RNA from Topomyia yanbarensis, 1631 nucleotides. Its product is annotated as thymus-specific serine protease-like. The transcript has 2 exons. The record is from RefSeq and is a predicted model, not a curated record. Bases 10 to 1548 code for a protein of 512 amino acids. Lineage: Eukaryota; Metazoa; Arthropoda; Insecta; Diptera; Culicidae. Gene Ontology annotation, biological process: proteolysis. Gene Ontology annotation, molecular function: serine-type exopeptidase activity; dipeptidyl-peptidase activity.